GUUAUUCGUAAUAAAAUAGAAGUCAAAGAGAAUUAGAUAGAAGUUUUCAAAUUGUAUUUCUGGCAACAUCCAAACGCCAUAUUUUGCUUUUGUGAAAAUUACGAGAUCGUUUAGUUUUGUAUUUUGUUGAUAAAUUACAAAUUAUUGAGGAAAUAACUUCCAAGAGUCGGCUGAAAAUAUAUUUUGUUAUUGGAUGUAAAUAAGGUUCUUUACAUGCAGGAGCAGGACGAUCAAAAUCAAGAAAAUACAAUGAGUGAUUCACCAGAUCAGAACGAUCCUCCGAAGGAUCCAAAAGAAUUAGAAAAAUUGGAGGAAGCAAAAUUAAAAGCUAAAUUUCCAAAUGCAAUGUUGGGGAGAGGACCUGGUGGACAUUCAGCUUUCUUGCAGAAGAGGCUAGCUAAAGGGCAAAAAUUCUUUGACUCUGGAGAUUAUCAAAUGGCGAAACAGCGGCCCGGUAACCUGGCGGCACCCUUCAAAGCUCCCGCAGCGCCAGCCAAGCUACCCACCGGGGAGGCCAUCCCCACGCCCGACACCGUGCCUAUCCGCAAGACCUCCAUUAUCCAGCCCAAGUACAGCACGCCCAGCCAGACCUCCUAGCCUCGUCCGUCCACGCUGGCCGUCAGUGCCUGCCGCUGACUAAUAUUCCAGAUUUUUAUUUUUGCUAAUGCGUCACAUCGCUUUAAUAUUACGAAGCACUGGUACACUAUUGUUAGGGUAGUCCAAAGUGGUGUAAUUCCUUGUGUAGCACUAAAAUUAUUUUAUAACAAUAUUGUGAUUGAUUAGUCUAUGUUGAAAUUUGAAAACAUAACUUUUAUAAGAACAAGUGUUAUAGUAAUGUAUAAAAUUAGGUAUUUAGUGUAUCGAGGUAUGUGUGUGCAUUAUGUUGAAAGAGAUAUUUGCAAAUGUUUCAUUCUGUUUCGAGUAAUUUGCUGUAAGCUGUAAUAGCUAGGUAGAAAGUCUACUUGCCAAAAUUAACAUUUUACGCCUAUAACGUUAUGUGCUUCUAGUUCCAAUGAUAUUACAUUUAGUUGCCGAGGACUGUGCACCUGUGUCCUCAUUCAUCCUGUAUUGUCGCCUCUAAAAUCUCCAUUUAUAUCUGUUAUUUGUAUAUAGCAUUAUCAUUAUUCGAAGCGCGUGCUUACCGCAGCCAAAUGUAGGCAUCUCUUAAAAAAAAAAUAAAGUACACACAUGUUAUGCUUUAGAAAUAAACAUUUAUUCAUGGAAUAAGAACAAUUGGGAAUUUGUGAAAAUUUUAAGGAAGUUGAACCUUGGUCCCUGUACAUAAAGUCCUAUUGAAGUGGAGUAAAGUGAUCUUAAAUAUGUAUAGAUCUGCUCUCUGUAGCCUCAGAUGUGUGGAGAAACACAAUUUUUAUUUUUAUAUGUAACUUAAUAAGUGUUUUUUUUUUAACUCCAUAUAACAACAUUCAACAUAACAAUAUUUACAUUUCUAUAUUCAGCUGAAAGUAACUAAACUAUGAUGAAUGAAAUAAAUAAAUGUACAGUAAAGCAUCAGGGACGUACAAACCACAUUGAGUGUAAUAUUCGCACGAGAGUGAUACAUGUAUGGUAUAAGGAGCGUUGAAGAGUUAGCCAUUAUUAAAUUAAAAUAAAUUCUUGGUAAUAAAA
Messenger RNA from Manduca sexta (tobacco hornworm), 1626 nucleotides. RefSeq names its product cAMP-regulated phosphoprotein 19 (gene endos). Gene Ontology annotation, molecular function: protein phosphatase inhibitor activity. The record is from RefSeq and is a predicted model, not a curated record. Lineage: Eukaryota; Metazoa; Arthropoda; Insecta; Lepidoptera; Sphingidae. Gene Ontology annotation, cellular component: cytoplasm. Bases 214 to 597 code for a protein of 127 amino acids. The transcript is spliced from 4 exons.